Messenger RNA from Stereum hirsutum FP-91666 SS1, 989 nucleotides. RefSeq lists its product as uncharacterized. NCBI's taxonomy places the organism in Eukaryota, Fungi, Basidiomycota, Agaricomycetes, Russulales, Stereaceae. The record is from RefSeq and is a predicted model, not a curated record. The transcript is spliced from 6 exons. Bases 85 to 789 code for a protein of 234 amino acids. Gene Ontology annotation, cellular component: plasma membrane; cell division site; growing cell tip.
CUGGGGCUCUCUGACCAUCUUCUCCUCCUCUGCUGUCAUACCAGGUCGCACGGUGCAUAUAACGCUUGAAGAAUCCACACAAACAUGCCAUCUCGCGCCGUUUUUCUUGCCCCAGGCGUUAUCUGCCUCUUCAUAGCCUUCGUUCUAUCUCUACUCGUGUCUAUCUCCUUGCCUACCCUUCCCGCGUUGGACAUUACGAGAACGCACUAUGAUACCGACUUCUUGGAAAAUGGAGGUGAUAUAAACGGUGUACAUCUCCUCGGCGAACUGAGGCUCGGUAUUUGGGCAUAUUGUGGCUAUAGCGCGGAUAAUGGGGACAAGACCUGUAUACACCAAGGACAUGGAUACACUGUCAAUCUCCCAUUCAUUGGGGCAGACGACUCUGGCUCAAACCCAGUGAUCGGUAUCGUAACUAUCGGGUCUUCUUGGACCAGAGGUCUCGCCGUUCAUCCUGUUGCAACUGCGGUGAUUGGCAUCGCCUUCAUCCUCUCGCUCUCUUCCAACCUCGCCAUCGAACUGGCCUCAUCCAUCGUGUCUUUGCUCGCCGCAUUUCUUACGCUUCUUGCAUUCAUCAUCGAUAUCGCGUUGUAUGCACACACCAAACACGAGAUGCACGCGAUAGACCAGUCAAAGACCGUGACUGCCCCCGGCUUCUGGCUCACGUUCGUCUCCCUCGUUAUGCUCAUCAUCGCAAGUUUCACGGUCUGCAUCGGUCGGCGACGCCACCUCGCUAACGAGGAUCCGUUUGCGGACAACAAAGGCAUCCGUUUGGCUUUCUGGAAGCGCUGAUUCCGGAGCCUUCACGGUGUUAUCAUAACCGACCAGAGGACAUUGCGAAAGGUUACUCACUCUUAUGAUGAGCGCACUCGAUCAGACUUCUAAGCACACUGCUACUCAUGAACACAAGGAGGGUCGAUUUCGAGUGCGAUUAGAAUUUUUGGUAGCGGAUGCUCUUGUACCUAGUGAAUGAGAUACAAGAAUGCCAUGUC